Molecule: messenger RNA, 1397 nt
Organism: Chanos chanos (milkfish)
Lineage: Eukaryota; Metazoa; Chordata; Actinopteri; Gonorynchiformes; Chanidae
Gene: ddrgk1
Product: DDRGK domain containing 1
Exons: 9
Coding region: 73-984 (303 amino acids)
Biological process (GO): negative regulation of IRE1-mediated unfolded protein response; protein K69-linked ufmylation; cartilage development
Molecular function (GO): ubiquitin-like protein ligase binding
Source: RefSeq, a predicted model, not a curated record
UAGUGGAGUAACGCAAGUGAGCUUUCCUAAGCGGUACCAACACAUGUUAAGUUAAUUUUCCUUUCCUCGACAAUGGAUCCUGUUCUGUACAUUAUAGCCGCCGUGAUUCUUAUCGUGCUGAUAUUUUUUACAGUAAAAAUACGUGGACGAGUACAGCAAGCUGACCGUGAAGACCAUCACAAUGUCGCGGCACGCGCUGCUGCCCGUCCCCACGUGGAGGAAGCACGUGGUGCGGGCAUGCCUCGUCGCCGUAGAAACCUCCAAAGCAGGAUGAUCGCUCAAAGAAGUAACCAGAGGGACGCCUCAGACAAUGAGGACAGCCCUGUUGACUUGGGUGCCGAUGAGGAUGAGGAGCAGAUCCACGAAGAAGAGCAGCUGCAGGCCAAAGGGAAAGUGGGAGCGAAGAAGCAGCGUAAGCUGGAGGAGAAACAGGCGAGGAAAGCCCAGAGAGAGGCGGAGAUGGAGGAGCGGGAAGAGAGGAAGAGAAUGCAGGAGCUAAGAGAGCAGGAGAGACAGAAGGAGGAGGAGAAAGAGAGACUGUUGGAGCAGAAGCAGGAAGAGGAGUUGCGUCGUGCUAAGGAGGAGCAGGAGAGGAGGGAGGAAGAGGAGUACCAAAGGCUUAAACAGGCGUUUGUCAUCGAGGAGCAGGGUGAAGCUGACGAACUAACAGAGCAGGAGUCUCUCAGCCUGCUACAGGAGUUUAUUCAGUAUAUCAAGGACUCUAAGGUGGUGUUACUGGAGGACUUGGCGUCACACUUUGGAAUGCGUACACAGGAUGCUAUUGCCAGAGUGCAGGACUUAAUCGCCGAUGGUUCCCUCACAGGUGUGAUCGACGACAGAGGGAAAUUCAUCUCCAUCACGCCGGAGGAGCUGAACGCUGUGGCCCAGUUCAUCAAACAGAGAGGGAGAGUGUCCAUAUCAGAACUUGUCCAAGCCAGCAACACCCUCAUCGACCUCACGCCAGUGAUCCGCAACACGACGUAAUGCCAACACGCAACACCGGACUCAACCGUUCAUGCUCUGAGAUUUGACCUGAGCAGUUACACGGUGUCUGAUCUGAAGCUACUAAUGACCUGGACAUUUUUGAUGCGUCACAAUAAGUAAUAGUUGGGGAAAAAGAUAAAAUGAAAUAAAUAAGUCAUAUACAAGCAGAUAGUUGAAUAUGGAGUUCAUCCUCUGUAAGAGUGAAGGGUUUUCCUAUGAAUGAAUGAAUGUUUCUGGCCGUGUCUUUGUUAUUUUGCCUCACAACAGUGAUGUGCUGUGGAAAAGCCCAAAAAUUUCUCCACUGCCUGUGUGUAUGAUUAGGAGCAGUUCAUGACAUGGGAAGAGAAACUGGCCAAAACGCUGUGCUGUUGUUGGGUUUUUUUUUCCCCUCUUUUCUCCUAUAAUAAACUGUU